Molecule: messenger RNA, 1192 nt
Organism: Paramecium octaurelia
Lineage: Eukaryota; Ciliophora; Oligohymenophorea; Peniculida; Parameciidae
Source: the annotation of a GenBank genome assembly
AUGCUAUAAUUUAGAGGAUUCCUGAUUUAUGAUUUAAAGAGGUCUAUAUUCUUCUUUGAAAUGAGAAGAGACAUUGAACUAGACCCAAAAUGGUUUGCAUUUCAGAAAGAUGUUAGAAAAAAAUUAAAUGAAUAAGAUGUAUUAGAAGAUAAAGUUUUGGAAAUGAGCAAUGUAUAUGGAAAAAUAAGAGGAAAAUUUGAUGAUUUUUAAAGUAUUUGCAAUUCAGUAUAAAAAGAAAGGUUUCUGAUUCUGAUAACCUAAAAUUCGGUUGAGGAUAUUUAUUUAGCUGAAUUAUUAAAUGAGAUUUUCUCCAUUUUGAUAGUCUAAGAACAUUAUAUUAAAGUAUUUCAUUCCUAAUAUACAGUUCUUCAAAGAGGAGUUAGAAGCUUUGACAUUUUUUGAGGUUGAGAAAAUAAUUCAAAAAAAAGAAUAUUAUUUAAUCUAAAACUUUCAUUCAAUGCUUGCUCCUAAUCUCUUCUCAUAAAUUUCAGAUAAUCAGAAACUAUUAUUUUCGAAUGAUGUAGAAUUAUAAAUGGAAGUAUCCAAAUAAUCUGGUUAAUGUGCAAAAGAAUAGAUAAUUUUCAAAGGAUUUACAAUUUUUGAUACAUAAAGAUAAUGCUUUUAUAUGUUAAUUAAGAGAGGAUUUGAAAAUGACGACUUAUGGAAGAUGUAAAGAACAUAAAUUUAACAAUAUUUACUUAAAAGGUCAAAAGAUCCAUUGUAGCAUUUCUUUCUUAAUUAUGAAAUGGGUUAAUUCCUAUUCGAAUAUGAUAAUUAGGCAAGUAAAUAAUUGAUGUUAAAUUUAUAGAAAAUUAUUUUAUACUUCUGACUGAUUCUACAUCCUCUCAGCAUCCUUAAUAUUAAUUGCUAUCUAAAUUAAAAGCAUUGGUUUAAAAAAUUCCAAAUUAUUAAAAAGUAAUAGAAUUAAAAUAGCUAGCUAAACAAACCGCAAAUAGAAAAUCUUCUAAAAUCCAAUUUGGUAGAGGUGAUGGAAGCUGAGGAGAGAAUUUAUUACUAAAAAUACUAUCCUAAUUGGAUAGAAGAAGAAAAAAAAAUUAACCGAUAAAUAUUAAGAUAGAGAGGAAUGACUCAAAUUUCUUUUCAAGACUAAGGGACAAUGUAUAAUGAUGAGUUUUCAUUAACUGAUUAUGCAAGUUAACGAGUGAGAUUUGUGCAUGAUUUUUAUUAGUGA